UGUAGGAGAGCGAGAGGCUUGAACUUCCUGUGCAAUCUCAGUUCACCCGUUUUACAUAUACAGGAAGAUUUUCGGAGCUGCAAAGUGAGAGGGGAGUGUUUGGUCAUUUAAAGAGAAAUUCCCCCGUACAUAAACUGUAAAUGCGGAUUGUUUACAUCAGUCGGUCGAGUCGGAGAAGCCAUUCCUUCUUUCCCUCCUCCCUUCGCACACUGUGGCGGUGGCGCGACUCCCCCUCACCGCAGAUAGUGUCAGUGGAGCUGGCCAUGGGGCCCUGAUACAGCCCGGGCCCUGACUGAGGUUCUGCGUUGCAUCAGAAAAGGAACAAUUAUUGAUGCACGAUUCACUUCCCUGACUACUGCAUCAACCAAGAGUGACUACAAGAGGAAAGAUAGAAGAUUUUGAACUGCAAUAUUAUUUCAAGAUAAUUGCAUGAUCUGAUAUUCGAGGGAGUGUGUUGAUGUGCUGACCAAAUUGAUCGAGAUUAUUAUGGCUGUUCUAAAACUCGUCGAACAGCCUCCUCUGGUCCAGGCCGUCUUCAAUGGAGACCCUGAGGAGAUACGCAUGCUCAUCUACAAAUCGGAAGACAUCAACGCUCUGGAUGCAGAGAAGCGCACCCCGCUCCAUGCUGCAGCCUUCCUGGGUGAUGCUGAGAUCACUGAGCUUCUUAUCCUCUCCGGGGCGCGGGUCAACGCCAAAGACAGUAUGUGGCUCACACCUCUCCACCGUGCGGUGGCAUCCUGUAGUGAGGAGGCGGUUCGUGUGCUGAUCCGUCACUCUGCUGAUGUGAACGCGCGGGAUAAGAACUGGCAGACGCCGCUUCACGUUGCCGCUGCCAACAAGGCCCUGCGCUGCGCUGAGGUCAUCAUCCCGCUGCUGAGCAGCGUCAAUGUGUCGGACCGCGGGGGGCGCACCGCCCUGCAUCACGCUGCCCUCAACGGGCACACCGAGAUGGUUAACCUGCUGCUGGCUAAGGGAGCCAACAUCAAUGCCUUCGAUAAGAAAGAUGGCCGCGCCCUGCACUGGGCGGCUUAUAUGGGACAUCUGGAUGUAGUGUGUCUGCUUGUCAGCCAGGGGGCAGAGGUCAGCUGUAAGGACAAGCGGGGUUACACCCCCCUACACACGGCCGCUUCUAAUGGUCAGAUCGCUGUCGUCAAACACCUGCUCAACCUGGCUGUGGAGAUAGAUGAGACCAAUGUGUUUGGUAACACGGCUCUGCACUUGGCCUGUUUCAACGGUCAGGAUGCUGUGGUCAGUGAGCUGAUAGACUACGGAGCUAACGUCAGCCAGCCCAACAACAAGGGUUUCACCCCCUUGCACUUUGCUGCAGCCUCCACCCACGGAGCCCUCUGUCUGGAGUUCCUGGUCAACAACGGGGCUGACGUCAACGUCCAGAGUCGGGAUGGGAAGAGCCCCCUCCACAUGACAGCGGUCCACGGCCGCUUCACUCGCUCCCAGACACUCAUCCAGAAUGGUGGGGAGAUCGACAGUGUGGACAAGGAAGGGAACACUCCUCUUCACAUUGCUGCUCGCUAUGGUCACGAGCUCCUCAUUAACACACUCAUCACCAGCGGAGCUGACUGCACAAGACGAGGGGUCCAUGGUAUGUUUCCUCUGCACCUGGCUGCUAUGAAUGCCCACUCAGACUGCUGCCAGAAGCUGCUCUCCUCAGGCUUCCAAAUCGACACCCCAGAUGCACUGGGGAGGACCUGUCUACACGCUGCCGCCGCCGGGGGUAAUGUGGAGUGUGUGAAGUUGCUUCUGAGCAGUGGUGGGGACCACAACCGGAGGGACAAGUGUGGCAGGACCUCUCUCCACUAUGCGGCAGCCAGUCGUCACUACCAGUGCCUGGAGACCCUUGUGUCGUGUGGGACCUGCAUUAAUGCCACUGACCAGUGGGGGCGCUCUGCUCUACACUACGCUGCUGCCUCCGACCUGGACAGAAGGCGACGUCAGGCUCUGGAGCCAGAGAGUGAAGGGGUGCAGGCAGAGAAGGAGAAAGAGGCUGCACUAUGUCUAGAAUUCCUUUUGCAAAGUGGUGCUACUGCCUCUCUGAAGGAUAAGCAGGGCUACAGUCCUGUCCACUAUGCUGCAGCCUAUGGCCACAGACACUGCCUGGAGCUGCUGUUGGACAGAGACGAGAGUCACCAGGAGCCCCCAGACUUUCUGGGUGCCAGGAGCCCCCUGCACCUCGCUGCAUACCACGGCCAUGCACAGGCUCUGGAGGUGUUGCUGCAAGGGGAGAGGGAGGUAGACCAGGGGGACGAGGAAGGUCGUACUCCCCUGGCUCUAGCGGCCCUCAGGGGCCACACUGACUGCGUCCACACCCUUCUCAGCCAGGGGGCUUUGCCACGCACCACGGACACCAACAGGGGACGCACCCCGGUACACCUAGCAGUGAUGAAUGGUCAUACGUCGUGUGUACGCCUCCUUCUGGACGACCAGGAUAGUGCAGACCUGGUGGACACUACAGACUCUCAGGGACAGACUCCUCUGAUGCUUGCGGUGGCAGGGGGACAUGUGGAUGCUGUGUCUCUGCUGCUGGAGAGAGAGGCUGCUGUAGAUACAGCAGACAACCAUGGCCUGACCGCCCUGCACCUCGGGUUGCUAUGUGGUCAGGAGGAGUGUGUUCAGUGUCUGUUGGAGCAGGAGGCCUCUGUGUUGCUGGGGGACUCCAGGGGCCGAACAGCCCUCCAUCUGGCUGCAGCAAAGGGCCACGCAUCCUGGCUCGCUGAGCUGCUGAGUAUGGCCUGUUCUGAACUGCCCACGCCCCCCUUCCGAGACCACCAGGGGUACACCCCCCUGCACUGGGCCUGCUACUAUGGUCACGAGGGCUGUGUGGAGGUACUGCUGGAGCAGAAAGGUUGUCCCUUUAUCGAUGGGAACCCCUUCACUCCUCUGCACUGUGCUGUGGUGAAUGAUCAUGAACCCUGUGCCUCACUACUGCUGGAAGCCAUGGGAUCUGACAUGGCCAGCUGUAAGGACGCUAAGGAUCGGACUCCACUCCAUGCUGCAGCGUUCUCUGGUCAUGUGGACUGUGUUCAGCUGCUUCUGGCCCAUGAUGCACCUGUGGAUGCUGUGGACCAAUCAGGGCGCAGUGCGCUGAUGAUGGCUGCAGAGAAGGGAAGAGUCGGGACUGUAGAGGUGCUGCUGACCAGUGCCAACGCCAGCCUGAGGUUGGUGGACCAGAAUGGUAACACCGCGCUCCACCUGGCCUGCAGUAGCGGAAAGGAGGACUGUGUACUAUUCAUCCUGGAGAGGCUGAAGGACACUGUUCUCAUAGGUUCCACCAACGCAGCACUGCAGACGCCCCUCCACCUAGCGGCCCAUAGCGGUCUGAAGCAGGCUGUCCAGGAGCUGCUGUCCAGGGGGGCCAGUGUUCAGACGUUGGAUGAGAACACUCCGGUGCGCCCUCCCCAGGUUCCCUCCUGAGAGCCCUACCCAGGAAGGGGAAAAGCUCCCAUGGACCUCGCAGCCCCAAGGCCCCCUCGGACCCCUCUAGCGAGGGCAGUGCCAGUCAGAGCGCCACUGAAAACGACUCGGACUCAGAAACCUUUUGACCCCUAUGACCUAUGACCCUGACUCUUAUCAGACUACCUGGAUGCCUGAAGAUCAGCACUCUCCCACCACCCGACCUCUCCUGAUUCCUUGCUCGUGUCCCAGAGCAGAACCUCUCCGUGGGGCUUGUACGGGACUUUGUUCCCCCUAAAGGCUAGAGGGAUGGAGCUUGACCCCUAACCUGUGAUUCUGUCUGCUGGUGCUUAUUUUCCAGAUCACUCUUGGUACUGCGUCUCAGCUUGGCGAUCAAUGACAGGCUGAUACCUUUUUUAUUUUUUCUUAUGAAAAGAGACCCAAGGAUGAAGAAAAGUAGAAUUGUAACCUUUUCUCUUUUGGUUGGUUGAUGUACCAAAUAUUGACUUAACAUAAGUAUUUAUGUUGAUGUUUGUGUCUGGGUAGCCUAGGUAUGCAUUGAAAGGUACGCCCUGCUCUGUCUAUCUGCCCAGUGAUGUGAGUAUAGCACAAACCAACUGAAGCACAAUUCCAGAAUUCACUCCUAAGCUUAUUAUAGAGAAACAGGGUAGAAUGCUUUCCUCUAGUUACAGUGUAUUUAUAGUCAGAGUAUCGUCUUUAUGCAAAGAAGUGGCAUCAUUUUCAACCUCGUGUUCCCACACCAAUAGAAAUAUGACAUUGGGCACUGAGUUGUUCCUGAUCCUGUCACGUGGUCAGUUAGGAAACUUCUGUCCCUCGUGUUCCAGGUCCAUAGCGUUUCAGUAAAUGACAUGCCCAGAUACAGUUAUGUCAGAUCAGGUCUCCAGUGAAAAGGUUGACACCUGUACAGUAUUUAUUCACAUUUAUAUUAUGGUACAAAGGACCGCAGGACCUUGAUCACUCUUCAUUUCCUCUAACCCUCCCUCCAUCCUCGUUUACCAUCUGUUGGCUACCUACCUGCAAUGUGCCAGUCUCUUAAACGUUUCCAGUGCCUUGUUACACCUUUUAUAUACUUUAAAAUUUAAAUUCUCCCAAAAAAGUUUAUCCCCUAACGCAGGGUUCUCCAACCCUGUUCCUGGAGAGCCACUGUCCUGUAAGUUUUUCACUCCAACCCUGUUCCUGGAGAGCCACUGUCCUGUAGGUUCACUCCAACCCAGUUCCUGGAGAGCCACUGUCCUGUAGGUUCACUCCAACCCUGUUCCUGGAGGGCCACUGUCCUGUAAGUUUUUCACUCCAACCCUGUUCCUGGAGAGCCACUGUCCUGUAGGUUUUUCACUCCAACCCUGUUCCUGGAGAGCCACUGUCCUGUAGGUUUUUCACUCCAACCCUGUUCCUGGAGAGCCACUGUCCUGUAGGUUCACUCCAACCCUGUUCCUGGAGAGCCACUGUCCUGUAGGUUUUUCACUCCAACCCUGUUCCUGGAGAGCCACUGUCCUGUAGGUUCACUCCAACCCUGUUCCUGGAGAGCCACUGUCCUGUAGGUUCACUCCAACCCUGUUCCUGGAGAGCCACUGUCCUGUAGGUUUUUCACUCCAACCCUGUUCCUGGAGAGCCACUGUCCUGUAGGUUCACUCCAACCCUGUUCCUGGAGAGCCACUGUCCUGUAGGUUCACUCCAACCCUGUUCCUGAAGAGCCACUGUCCUGUAGGUUCACUCCAACCCUGUUCCCGGAGAGCCACUGUCCUGUAGGUUCACUCCAACCCUGUUCCCGGAGAGCCACUGUCCUGUAGGUUCACUCCAACCCUGUUCCCGGAGAGCCACUGUCCUGUAGGUUCACUCCAACCCUGUUCCUGGAGAGCCACUGUCCUGUAGGUUCACUCCAACCCUGUUCCCGGAGAGCCACUGUCCUGUAGGUUCACUCCAACCCUGUUCCUGGAGAGCCACUGUCCUGUAGGUUCACUCCAACCCUGUUCCUGGAGAGCCACUGUCCUGUAGGUUCACUCCAACCCUGUUCCUGGAGAGCCACUGUCCUGUAGGUUCACUCCAACACUGUUCCCGGAGAGCCACUGUCCUGUAGGUUCACUCCAACCCUGUUCCUGGAGAGCCACUGUCCUGUAGGUUUUUCACUCCAACCCUGUUCCCGGAGAGCCACUGUCCUGUAGGUUCACUCCAACCCUGUUCCUGGAGAGCCACUGUCCUGUAGGUUUUCACUCCAAGCUUAAUCAAGCACACCUUAUUCUAAUAAUUAGCUGGUUGAUAAACUGAAUCAGGUUAGUUUCAAUUGGGGUUAGAGUGAAAACCUACAGGAGGGUAGCUCUCCAGGAACAGGGUUGGAGUGAAAACCUACAGGAGGGUAGCUCUCCAGGAACAGGCUUGGACAGCCCUGCUCUAAUGAGUAUCCUGUCACUUCUAACCCUGAAAAAGAAACUCAGUUAUGGUCAGGCAUGCCUGUGUGUAUAUAUAUAUGCCUGCUACAAGAUGUAUGACGAAAGGAAGUUGGUUUCUGCUUUUGUACAUACCGUGUCAUUGUAAUAACUCUACCCCAGAGCACACAAAUAAAGCACAAUGCCUCCGUUUCUAAAUGCUUGUCGUUGGAACUAAGAAACGGGGAGUUUCAGUUCUGUCCCAAAUGGCAAGCUAUUACCUACAUAGUGCACUACUUUUGACCAGAACCCUAGGGGCCCUGCUCAAAAGUCAUGCACUAUAGGGAAUAGGGUGGCAUUUGAAAUGCAGAUGGUCUGUCCGUAUUACGUCAGUCGUGACAAUCGUAUCACUGUGUUUGAUUGAUUUUCAUACCAGUUCCUGAUUCAGUAUGAAAUGCUGAAAGUUGUUUGUCAGCUUCCCUUUGUUUUAUAUGAAUUGUACAAUUCUAUAAAAAUCUGUUUUAAUUUA
Oncorhynchus keta (chum salmon) is the source of this 6318-nucleotide messenger RNA. Its product is annotated as serine/threonine-protein phosphatase 6 regulatory ankyrin repeat subunit B-like. The record is from RefSeq and is a predicted model, not a curated record. Gene Ontology annotation, cellular component: cytoplasm. NCBI's taxonomy places the organism in Eukaryota, Metazoa, Chordata, Actinopteri, Salmoniformes, Salmonidae. Bases 487 to 3429 code for a protein of 980 amino acids. Gene Ontology annotation, molecular function: protein binding. The transcript has 35 exons.